Anarrhichthys ocellatus (wolf-eel) is the source of this 838-nucleotide messenger RNA. RefSeq names its product tensin-3-like. Lineage: Eukaryota; Metazoa; Chordata; Actinopteri; Perciformes; Anarhichadidae. Gene Ontology annotation, biological process: dephosphorylation. The coding region runs from base 71 to 838 and encodes 255 amino acids. The record is from RefSeq and is a predicted model, not a curated record. Gene Ontology annotation, cellular component: focal adhesion. The transcript is spliced from 8 exons.
GUAAACGGUAUACUAUUGAUUGGGAAUGCAUAGCUGUAUAGAGCGCUGCUGUGUCUGUUUACAGUGAGGGAUGUGUUUUCAGACUCUAGAUACGGGCUGGCCGGACAUGCAUGCCCCACCUCUGGAUAAGAUCUGCACCAUCUGUAAGGCCAUGGAGAGCUGGCUCAAUGCCGACCCUCUCCACGUGGUGGUUAUACACUGCAGGGGCGGCAAGGGUCGAAUCGGCGUCGUCAUUUCAUCCUUUGUGCAUUUUACCGACGUGUCAGCCAGUGCUGAUCAGGCGUUGGACCGCUUCGCCAUGAGGAAAUACUUCGAUGAUAAGGUCUCCGCUCUGAUGACGCCUUCGCAGAAACGGUAUGUUUGGAUCCUCAACAGCCUUCUGAGUGGAUCCAUGAAGAUCAACGCCUCGCCCCUGUUCCUGCACUGCGUCAUCCUUCACGGGAUCCCAAACUUCGAUGCCACCGGAGUAUGUCGCCCGUACAUCAGGGUUUACCAGGGAAUGCAAACCGUGUAUUCAUCCGGGAUCUAUCACAUUGGUCCAGGCCACAGAGGCCGUGUGUGCAUCACCCUGGAGCCUGCCCAGCUUCUGAAAGGAGACAUCAUGGUUAAAUGCUAUCACAAGAGUGACGUAACUUCAGAGCGGGAAGUUGUUUUCCGGCUGCAGUUCCACACGGGAGCAGUGCAGGGCUACAACCUGAUGUUUGAAAAAGAGGACAUGGAGACUGCCAACAAAGAUCCCAGAUUUGCAGAUUAUGGUAAAGUGGAGCUGAUGUUCUCCGAGGGACCGGAGAAGAUCCCCGGUAGGUUCCCAGCUCUUUGUGGGUUUUAUUCUCGGUAG